This is a messenger RNA of Miscanthus lutarioriparius, 972 nucleotides long. The record is from the annotation of a GenBank genome assembly. Lineage: Eukaryota; Viridiplantae; Streptophyta; Magnoliopsida; Poales; Poaceae.
AUGGCGCCAACGGUUGAGAUCAGCCACCUCUCCUUCACCUACCCCGGCAUCGACGGCCGCCCGCCACCCGGAGCGCCGCCGCUCAUCGAGGACGUCUGCUUCUCCCUCGACGCCGGCCAACGAUGCCUCCUCCUCGGCUCCAACGGCGCAGGCAAGACGACGAUACUGAAGAUACUAGGCGGGAAGCACAUGGUGGAUCCGAGCAUGGUGCGGGUCCUGGGAAGGUCCGCCUUCCACGACACGGCGCUCACCUCCUCCGGCGACCUCUGCUAUCUCGGCGGUGAGUGGAGACGCGACGUGGCCUUUGCUGGCUACCAGGUGAACAUUCAGAUGGAUAUAUCGGCAGAGAAGAUGAUUUUUGGUGUUGCUGGUGUUGAUCCAAAGAGGAGAGAUGAGCUUAUCAAGAUUUUAGACAUCGACCUUGCCUGGCGUAUGCACAAGGCAUCAGAUGGUCAGAGGAGACGUGUCCAGAUUUGCAUGGGACUUCUUAAGGCAUUCAAGGUUCUCCUCCUUGAUGAGAUCACAGUUGACCUUGAUGUUCUAGCAAGAUCAAAUCUGUUAACAUAUCUUAAAAAGGAAUGUGAGGAAAGAGGUGCAACAAUCAUCUAUGCCACACAUAUUUUUGAUGGUCUUGAUGAUUGGCCAACACACAUUGUUUACAUUGCUCGUGGGAAACUGCAAUUAGCACUGCCUUUGGAAAAGGUGAAAGAAAUGAGCCAGUUAUCUCUCAUGAGAACUGUGGAGAGCUGGUUGAGGAAAGAAAGAGAUGAGGACAGGAGGAGGAGAAAGGAGCGAAAGGAGAAAGGCCUACCAGAAUUCGACAAGCUUGUCAAGGGUAGUCGGGUUAUAGGUGAUCCAGCAAAGAACGCAGCCAGAGUUGCAAACAACGGGUGGGCAGCAGGGCGCCUCACCUCGACGAUCGCAGGAGAGGAGAAUUUCGUUUUCAGCUCAAACAUCGUUCUUAGGCAAUGA